CGCAGCCUGACGUAAAGUCCCCGCCCCUCCUCCGGCGGCUCCCUGCUCAAAACCGAGUGGACCGAGAAGCUGUAGAGCGACAGUGUUGUUACAGAUGCGCCCGCCUGGACCGAGCGCUACCCGGUCCGCAACUGGAUUCACCAGCAGAGCAGAUGGAGACUUUGAAGGUCUGAAAACGACCUGUCCCGGCGAAUAAAGACAGACAAAUCGUGACCAAUGAAAAGAAGACAUCAGCAUAUUGUGACACACUUUUAAGGAUGGAUGUAACCACACCUCCCCAAAUCACGGUGGACAGGGUCGGAGUGGCAGAGGACACAGGUUGUAGAGAGGACGUGGAUCUGCCCACAGACGACCACCUGAUGAACCUGAAGGCCUUGGCAGAGAAACUGAGACUGGAGACCAGGAGGCCCUCGUACCUGGAAUGGAAAGCUCGACUGGAGGCAAAAUGCUUCAGCGAGCUGGGAGCCGGACAAGCACCCGUCCAAGAUAAGCAUGAGGGGAAUCCGGACCCCGAGGUCACCCGGUGCAGGAUGCCGUCGGACGCCCUGAAAGGAUUUGGGACCAUGGACGACGCUCUCAGCUGGCUCCGAAGAGAACUGGCGGACAUGCGGCUGCAGGACCAGCAGCUGGCCAGGCAGCUCAUGCGGCUCCGCGGCGACAUCCACAAGCUGAAGAUCGAGCAGACGUGCCACCUGCACCGGCGCAUGCUCAACGACGCCACCGUGGGCCUGGAGGAGCGCGACGAGCUGUCCGACCUGCUGUGCGAGUGCCCCGUGACCCCCGGCCUCGGCCUCUCGGCGCCGCUGAGGCUCAUCGGCGUCACCAAGAUGAACAUUAACUCCCGCCGCUUCUCGCUGUGCUAGAGAGGUCCCUAAUUAAAUAAAGAGCAACUCGAGAUCUGGUUUAAAACCGAUGCCUUGCUCAAGUGGACGGUAAAUAAUUAAUCAAACGUUUGGAUGCAGUACCUAUUAAUUUGCUGUCAUCACAACACACUCUUUAUAUUACAUUUUCUUAGAUCAGAGAAUGGAGUCUGUGUUAAAAUGCUCAAUGAAGCGUAGGAAGAUGAAAAAGCUUAGUUCCACUGUCUCCGAGACGAGAAUGUGGGGUCAUGGGUUCACUCCUGAAGUCAUGAAUGACUUUGCUGAGCUGGAGAUUUUCAUGCAUGAGCUCCGGUCGUCUGUGGGCUCAUCCCGCCUGAAAGCCGCGACUCCUUCUGACUGAACGGCCCAUCGCAGUCAUAUCGCCGCCGGUGAUUAAGGCUGUUGUGCUGCUCUUUACUGUAAACUGUUAGAAUGAAAUGAUGUAAAUGCAACAGCGUGACAUUUGCAGGAGACUUAGAAAUUAAACCAAACUAUUCUCUG
Betta splendens (Siamese fighting fish) is the source of this 1361-nucleotide messenger RNA. RefSeq names its product family with sequence similarity 167 member Ab (gene fam167ab). NCBI's taxonomy places the organism in Eukaryota, Metazoa, Chordata, Actinopteri, Anabantiformes, Osphronemidae. The record is from RefSeq and is a predicted model, not a curated record. Bases 258 to 863 code for a protein of 201 amino acids. The transcript is spliced from 3 exons.